Oryzias melastigma (Indian medaka) is the source of this 1309-nucleotide messenger RNA. RefSeq names its product PYM homolog 1, exon junction complex associated factor (gene pym1). The record is from RefSeq and is a predicted model, not a curated record. Gene Ontology annotation, molecular function: RNA binding. Lineage: Eukaryota; Metazoa; Chordata; Actinopteri; Beloniformes; Adrianichthyidae. The transcript has 3 exons. Bases 244 to 891 code for a protein of 215 amino acids. Gene Ontology annotation, biological process: exon-exon junction complex disassembly. Gene Ontology annotation, cellular component: exon-exon junction complex; cytoplasm.
ACUCACGGUCCACGUCGUCAUUUCCGAGGUAAUACGGCAGGGUCCGCUCGAUUUACCUCCCGGCUCCGCCAGCUACCGUUUGAGUUGUUUGAAGGGGCAGUCAUGUUAUCUCCUUUCUACUUUAGGCUCCACUUUAGAACAAACUCAAACCUAUGUCUGAAAAGCGGUAGCGCUGCGAGGGAUUAAACAGAAAGGGGGACGCAGGGUUCAAUAGAGGGGAACGAAGCAGCACAUUACUCCAAAAUGGCAACCCCCUAUGUCACAGAUGAAUCUGGAAAAUACAUUGCUGCUACCCAGCGUCCUGAUGGGACAUGGCGGAAGCCAAGACGGGUCAAAGAUGGUUACGUUCCCCAGGAGGAGGUCCCCGUGUAUGAAAACAAGUAUGUCAAGUUUUUUAAGAGCAAACCAGACCUGCCUCCAGGACUCAGUUCCUCUGAAGCGGCUCAGCCAAAGCAGCAGCAGCAGCAGCAGCAGAAGAAGACAUCCGGCAGUGGAGAAAGUGAAGCAGCAGGUCUGUCCAAGUCUGCCAAGCGCAACAUGAAGCGCAAAGAAAAGCGAAAACAGCAGCAGCAGCACCAGGACCAGGACGAUGAUGUGGAGGUAGAAGCUGUGAGCAACGCUGUGGAAAAUGUCUCCAUUUCUGACAGAGACAAGCCUUCAAGCAAGGCAGAGGAAGCGGCCCCUGCUCCGUCUCUACACGACCCCCCAGAAGCAGCAGCUGAGAGGGCCAAGAAGAUUAAAAACCUGAAAAAGAAGCUGCGACAAGUCGAGGAGUUGCAGCAAAAAGUGGACUCCGGGGAAAUAAAGCAGCCAACAAAGGAUCAGCUGGAAAAGCUGGGCCGGGCGGAGGCAUUACGAGAGGAGCUCGAGCAACUGGAGAGUGACUCUUAAAGCAAUAAAGGACGAGUCGGAAUGAGCAGAAAAACUUCAACCGAAAGAGGGACCUUUGCUUCAUAGCUAACAUACCUCCACACCUCUCAGCAUUCAUGAAGACUGGACCCAAACAUCCCAGAACAUCUUUGUGAGGCUUCACAACUCAACAUUAGGGGGAAAAAAAUCGUUUUUUUAGGACGUCCGAGAAGUAUUGUGAUCUCUGCAGCUGCAUCGGCCUGGCUCAUCUUUUAUAAAUACAUUUUAAAUUGUAAUUAGUUUUGUGCUCGUUCCCAUUUUGUACCUCUCGUUUAAUCCACACAAAUGAAAUAAAUACAAUUCUGUUUCAGAGAAACCGGCUUAUUUUACCCAUUUGUUUUAGAAAUGUAUAUUUUUGUUAAUAAUUUCAAUUCAUAUCCUAAUAAAACCUGCUCCACAA